Messenger RNA from Mya arenaria, 1509 nucleotides. RefSeq lists its product as uncharacterized. The record is from RefSeq and is a predicted model, not a curated record. The coding region runs from base 1 to 1299 and encodes 432 amino acids. The transcript is spliced from 11 exons. NCBI's taxonomy places the organism in Eukaryota, Metazoa, Mollusca, Bivalvia, Myida, Myidae.
AUGUCACAUCUCGUUGGUAACCAUGCAUACUCACAGGUCACGUGGUCUACAGACUAUAUCAGCUACGGCGUUCAGCUAGCAUUCACAGACUCCAGUUGGGGAGUGGAGCGUUACUCCGCCGCUGCCGUCCGCCUUCCUGACGGCACAUACGUGUACGUUGUUCCGUUCAGUGGCACGCUGGAUCUGCUUCCUAUGACGCUUCUUGACGAUUCAGUAAGCUGCACCUACUCAUACGAGCCCGACGGCGCCAAUCCGUUUCUUGUGAACAUGACCGUCUACAACCUGAACCGGAAGUACUGUGCUGCCGUCUGCCGGGAGAGGAACUACCCGCACGGUGCCCUCCAUAACGUUACAUGCGCGUGUCUAGCGGCAACUCCGACGUCUCCGUCAUUUGGAGAAUGCACCCAUCCGUGUGAGGGUGACGUCACAGAAACGUGUGGAGGAUUUAACCCCAUUGUCCUACCGUUCAAUUACGUCAACACGGAUGUAAAUACCAAAGUUUUUGAUGCACCAUUAUCAGACGGAACAUCGAUCACAGUUUCUGAAGCCAUAGAGGUAUCCUUUAUCGCCCGCCAAGUGAUUUACGGUUUCAACGUGAGUGUGACGUCACCGCUGGUUAGUGACGUCAGCGUAGAACUCGUGUUGCACUUCCGGAACGAGGCAUGUAACGGGACGAAUUUGUUGAAUAAAACACACCAAGAGACUUUCAUAAUUCCACCGAGCCCGGGUUUUUAUGACCUUCAGAUGGAGCCCAUAUUAGUACAGUGUCUAUACAUCAACGUGUACGAAACAGCUACUGGGAACCCACUCCCUAACACUCUGACUUUUACACCUUCCGUAUUAGAGGGUGGAUUCAUAACCGCAGAUUAUUUAGUUAUAGAAACCUCCUGGGAAAUAGCUUCAGGCGAGUUAUGCGAAUGCGAGUGCUGGGUGUACGAUCUGCUAUAUGGGGACUCGCCCUUUACAAACCUAUCCUACACUGAGAUCGAGAAAGCGCUUGAAAAUGUUACUAAACAGAUUGAGAAAGAAUUGUCCGUGAACCGCUCUGAGCUUUCCUCAACCAUCCGGAAGUUGACAAGCGCCGAGGAUAAUCGGACUUCCGCUGUUGCGGUUGGAUACACUCUUGGUGUUGCCAUGCUGACGUGCAUUUUUGGUGCAAUCAUUUUAGCGGACCUGCCGAGGAUAUAUGAAGGAUUUAAGACAUUGAGACACAAUCUCCGGUCCCGUUUUUACCCCGAGACAACAGUGAACAAUGUGAGCAUGGAGAGGAUACCCUCAUUGCCUCAGCCAGACGAUUAAGAGAAAUGAACCAUGUACCUGUUUUCCAAAAAAUGGACAAUAAAGAUGUUAAAUCUGCAAACCGAAGGACGAAAGCGAAACAUAAAAUUGAGAAUCUGAACAAAAACCUCAAAAUGACAGGAAAUAAAAGCACGAGUUGUGCGUUUUCCUUGAAACCUUAGACAACCAUCCUUAGACAAACACAAGAAGAAAGGCGUGGAUGCAAAACGU